Molecule: messenger RNA, 3396 nt
Organism: Physcomitrium patens
Lineage: Eukaryota; Viridiplantae; Streptophyta; Bryopsida; Funariales; Funariaceae
Molecular function (GO): ATP binding; ATP hydrolysis activity
Source: RefSeq, a predicted model, not a curated record
CUCUCCCGCUUCUUCCCGCGGUUCAGUUCCCUUGUUGCAUUGCGGGAUGGCCAUGCCCUUCGUCUUCCGCCCUUCUUCGUCUUCCACCAAUCUUCCUCACCCUCUGCAUCUGCGUUUGUGCGCAUUGCUGCUCCCUUUUGUUGCAUUGCGGGAUUUGGGUUGAGAGUAGUCGCAAUGGAGGAAGCGGAUCUAGACGAGCUGGAAUGGAUGGCGUGUCAGCAGUUCCCGCCUGAGGAAGACGAAGAUUAUUACGACGGCUACGAGGAAAUGCCUCCGCCACCUGAGCAUCCUCCUGAAACCGACCGUAUAGAUGAAUCAUUUUCUCAUGAUGACAGCUCUCGAAAGCGGCCCUGGUAUGUUGAGGAUUCACACGACCGGGAGUCAUCUGGAAAUGCAGUAGCUGUGAAGAAACACCGCGGUUUACUGUCAGAUCCAGCGGGGACUUCAUCGAAAAAAUCCCUUUUUAUACCUGGAACGGUUCUAAAUCCCCCGACACAGAAUACAGUUUCUCUUCGUACUUCCCCAGCUACUUUUACAAAGGGUAGUCCAAUUCCUUGCACAGAAGGACAACCGUUGGCAUCGGUCUUGGCGGCAGACCCGUGGACACUCCGGCCGCCUCCUGCAACCGAGGAAGUCUGUCACAUGUCUCCUAGAAACCAAGAAGAAGAAUACAUCGAAGUACCAGAAGUUCCAACUUCAUGCAAAUUACCUCGUCGAUGUGUUACAGAUAUAGAUGGCGAUUUCAUCCCAAUCACCGGUCUUGAUGGUGAUCGAGUAUAUUCUGCAAAAGUAGAGCCUGUCAAAGCCAACUACAAUUUGACCGCUCUUCAUAAUAAAGAUCUGCUGGGAGAGCCGAUUGCAAAAAUGAUCGAAAGGAUCGAGCGGGAAUCAUUUGAGCAGGUUAUUGCAGCAAGUGACAAGAAAAUGCUCUCAGCUGAUACGAUUGGAACAGUACCUGCCUCAGAGCACGAAGACCUGUGGGUUGAUAAAUAUGCACCUCGGUCGUUUACGGAACUUCUUAGUGACGAAAAAACCAACAGAGAGGUUCUUAGAUGGUUGAAGCAAUGGGACCCUUGUGUUUUUGGAUCCAAGAGAUAUUCUACCUCUGAGGAAGUUUUAACAUCCCUGAGGCGCCAAGCGACUCACUUACAUGGGAAUGUAAAUAUGGGAGGAAGGGGAUCUUUCAACAACAAUGUGAACAAGAGCAUGGCGUACCGGAAUGAUACGUUCAAUAGUGAUUCUACUCGGAAAGUGGCAACUGAAGAAAAGUCCACUCUCGACCGACCUGAAGAAAAGGUUUUGCUUCUGUGCGGACCACCAGGUUUGGGCAAGACAACGUUGGCACAUGUUGCUGCUAGACACUGCGGGUAUCGGGUCGUGGAGAUAAACGCUAGCGAUGAUCGAGUGGCAACAACACUUCAAGGAAAGAUACUAGAUGCUAUACAGAUGAAAUCGGUUACGGGCGACAAUCGACCAAAUUGCCUGGUUAUAGAUGAAAUUGACGGAGCACUAAGUGGUGCAGAGGGGAAAGGGGCGAUUGAUUCCCUACUGGAAAUUAUUAAUGCAGACAAGAAAUCAUCACUGGGAAAGGAGAAUGAAAUGCAAGAGGGUGUCACCAAAGUGAGCUCCAAGAAGACAGGAGGUUCAGCAGUGCGUCGCUUGUCAAGACCAGUAAUAUGUAUCUGUAAUGAUUUCUAUGCACCUGCCUUAAGAAAACUUCGACAAGUGGCCAGAGUGCAUGUCUUCGUGCAACCAAGUGUCAGCCGAGUUGUGUCCAGACUCAAAUACAUCUGUGGCAAGGAGGGUUUCAAAACUAAUGCCCGUGCUCUCUCCGCUUUGGCUUCACAUACAGAGUGCGAUAUUCGAUCAUGCCUCAACACUUGCCAGUUUCUGAACCGGAAGAAGCAGAACUUGAAGACGUUGGAUGUAGGCUCUCAAGUUGUGGGCCGGAAAGAUAUGACCAGCAGCAUAUUUGAUAUCUGGGGAGAGAUCUUCCACAAACGAAAAGUGCGAGCAGGUUCUGGCAUGCGCGGUCUGGUUGAAAUGCCAGAAAUUGGCAACCAGGACCACAAAGAAUUCGUUCGUCGCUAUGGAUUGUUUUCGAACCACGGAGAUUAUGAUCUCACAAUGAGUGGCAUUCAUGAGAAUAUUCUACACAUGCGUUAUCUCGACCCUUCCCUGGAAAAAACAGUGGAAGCGCUUGAAUGGAUGGGAGACUCAGAAAUUUUCAGUCACCAUAUCAUAGCCAAACAGCAGUUCCAUCUCUUAGCAUAUCAGCCAUUGCCAAUGAUUGCAAUUAGAGGACUUGUUGCGCAACAAGAGCGACCCCAAGUUCAAUGGCCAAAGCAACAUCAGAAUAGCAGAACCGAGCAGGCUGUAAAGAUGGAAAUGUUGAAUUCCUGGCUUGGAUCUAUGACGGCCUCAAUUUCUCGCGCAUUAUCUCCUGUUUGUCUUGGACUUGACAUAGUCACCCCGUUGCUUACGAUCAUUACCCCCCCAACCAUCAGACCGGUUGCUACUCAGCUGCUAACUUCGAAAGAGAAAGAUGAAAUUGUACAGCUUGUGGAUACAAUGCUAGGGUUCGGGCUUUCAUACAGACAUCCAAAGGCAGGCAUGCUUAAAGCUGACCAUGGUAUAGAUGGACACAGUUCGCUUACGUUGGAUCCUCCCAUUGAUACUUUGGUUAAAUAUAAGGAAUUCACAGCAGGUUAUCGUCAACUGUCUAGUACACUAUGCCAAAUGUUGGCUCAUGAGGUUGAAAUUGAACGCAUCCGACGGGAAGGAGCUCUGCGUGAAAAUAAGAUGAUAGCAGUCAAUCCCACACCAAAGCUAACCAUUGAUGCUCCUAAUAAGAAAGAUGAAGAGCGAGGUAAACCUCCACUGCAACUUGUGGAGGAUCCGUUGCAGCCUUGCGAUGAGAAAAUCGAGGUUCCUAAAAAAAUGUGCUAUAUUUCUUCUUCUAAGAAGAGCGUACCUGAACAAGAGAAACCGCAACCUCGCCGGUCCAUGAACUUUUUCGAAAGGUUUAAAAAGUCCACCCAGACAGAUGUUACCGCCGAUGUGAAAGCUAAGGAGAAAUUGGCUACUCUACAGCGUGACUCACGCCCUUUGCUGUACAAAUAUCAUGAAGGACUUACAAAUGCUGUUAAGCGACCGAUGUUUGUCCGCGAUUUUUUGUGAUUCAAAACGAAGGUAUCGGUAGCCCAUUAUGUUUAUGGUAGUGAUUAACGCAUUUAUUAUGCUGUAUCCGCAAUGCCUCUUGUGGAAACAUUAUCGUUUCACAUCUUAUGAGGCUAGGUUCACCUGUUACAUGUCCUCUGGUUUUGGAUGUAUGCAUAAUUUUAACUAAAUUGUAUGACAUUUCAGAACUAUUUCAUAAGCCCUUUUUUCUGAGUU